AUGGCGUCUCGCAGCGCUGCGAUCCCGCGCAGCAGCCAGCGCUCCGCAUGUACCCUGCCUCAACAAUCCUAUGACGUUAAAUCUUCAGAUGCACUGAAAAAUUCUCUGUCCUCUGAAACGUGUCACAGGUUUAGGAACCAGAAAAGUGACACAAAUUUGAGCAAUGAGAAGAGUGCACCUACCCCUGUAACUGUCAGGAGGCUCACAUCUCUCGGAUCAACACCAUCUAAUGUGACUCUGAAGCCUAAAAGAGAUGUUCUCCUUAUGAAAGAGAAAAAGAAACAGAAGACACUGGAGAAGGAGAUUCGUGCAUUAGUGAGAGAGCGUGGAGAGCAGGAUAAAAAACUUCAGGCUCUGGCUGAGGACUUUGUUAAGAAUGAAGCAAAGCUGAAUGCUGCAGUUCAGGAGAAAACAUCUCUCUUGGCAAAUGUUGCAUGCCUGAAAAAACAGCUUCUGGAACUAAGAAGAACCAAUGAACUGCUGAAGUCAAAGCUGUCUGAAGAUGGCAUGCAAAAGAAAAUGAGCAGCCUGUGCCUGGAGUUAAUGAAGCUCAGAAACCAGAGGGAUGCUAAGGAAAAGACUGCACUUGCAAAGCAGGAAGACAUGGAAAUGAAGCUGCAGGAAGUGCAAAGGAAUCUAGAGCAUUCACAAGGAAAAAUAGCACAGUUGCAAGAAAAACUGUCUGCUACUGAGAAAGAGAAAGUUGAAGAAAAGUCAGACACUGAAAAACUUUUGGAAUACAUCACAGAGCUCAGUAGUGUUGCAGAAACAGUUGAAAAAUACAAACUAGAUGUUGCCCAGAUGGAGGAGACAGUGAUACAGAAAGACCAAGAUAUUGAAAUCCUGAGGGCUACCCUCAAAACUAAAGAGGAAGAAUCUUUUAAACUGAUACAAGAACUUAAUGAUAGGUUUCAACUGCUUCAACAAGAAAAAGAGAAAGAAUUGUUGGACACCAGAGGAAAAUUCCUAAGUAUGAGUGCUGAAAUAGAGGAUCUGAAGAAAAAAGUUUGUUUAGAAGAACAAGAACACCAAAAACUGCUUCAGAAACAUGAGGAGAUGGUCUCUCAGCUGAAGAAAGAGAAGGAGUCAUCUGCAUCAAUGCACCAGAAGUUACUAGAGUUUCAAGAUGAGGUAACAAAUGAGAGACGUCUUCUUGAAGAAGAGCUGAAUGAUACCAUGAAUGAGCUGAAUAAAUUGCAUGCUCAGGAGAAGAAAGCUGAGAAGUUGGUGAAGCGGUUGGAGCAACAAAUCAAAUCUCAAGCUCUUCAACUUUCACAGAUGGAAGUAAAGCUGAAAGGGAAGAAUGCCGAGUUAGAGCAAAUCAAUGAAAUGCACAGCAAAGCUGCUCUGCAAAUCCAAGAAGAGCACAGCAAUACACUGCGUAAACUUGGAGAGACUGUUGCUGAGUUUGAAAGUUACAAGAAGACAACAGCUGAAGAAAUAAGCAGUCUUAAACUGGAGAACACUUCUUUGCAAGAAGAGGUUGUCAACCUAAAAAAAGUAGGCCAAGAUCAUCUACAGCUACUUCAAGAAGCAGAAAACGUUAAGAACAAAGCAAAAGAAGAAUGUGCAAGGAUGCUUUUAGACACCCAGACAAAGCUUGCGCUAAAAGAAGCAGAAACAGAGAGAACAAAAGAGUCUUGCCUUGCACAAAUGACUAAACUUCAGGAAAAACUGGAUAAGCAAACCGAAGAUCUGCAAAGAAAACUCGAAAUGGAAAGAUCAAGGAAAACCAUAAAUGAAGAUGUGACCUCUAGCUUAAAAGAAGAGAUAAAGACCUGGCGUAAUCUGUAUGAGGACUUGUAUAACAAGACAAAGCCUUUUCAGCAACAACUAGACGCGUUUGAAGCAGAGAAAAAUGCACUCUUAAAUGAGCAUGGUGCUGCCCAAGAAGAACUGAAUAAGCUAAGUGAUGCAUAUGCUAAACUACUUGGCCACCAGAACCAGAAGCAAAAAAUCAAGCAUGUUAUGAAGUUGAAGGAAGAGAAUGCCCACCUAAAGCAGGAUGUCUCAAAACUGCGUGCAUUGCUAGCCAAAGAAAAGCAAAGCAACAGAGAUCUUCAGGAACAAGUGCAUGCAAUUCAGGGCGUUCGGCGUUUUGAUCCUUCUAAAGCUUUCCAGCAUGAUAGCAAGGAAAAUAUUCCUCCAAAAACUCCUUUUAGAGAAGGUAAUAGAAACAAAAUUUAGUCUCUUGGUACCAAGAAAAAUACCGUAAGUCACCAAUAAAUUCCCUCAUGUACUACAGAAGACUUCAACAGACUACUGUUCAAGGUGAACCUGGAUGCAGUGUAUAAUACAACUUCAUGGGAGUACUACAGAAA
This is a messenger RNA of Pezoporus flaviventris, 2321 nucleotides long. RefSeq names its product hyaluronan mediated motility receptor (gene HMMR). Gene Ontology annotation, cellular component: membrane. The transcript is spliced from 18 exons. Gene Ontology annotation, molecular function: hyaluronic acid binding. The record is from RefSeq and is a predicted model, not a curated record. Bases 1 to 2187 code for a protein of 728 amino acids. NCBI's taxonomy places the organism in Eukaryota, Metazoa, Chordata, Aves, Psittaciformes, Psittacidae.